Phytomonas sp. EM1 is the source of this 520-nucleotide messenger RNA. Lineage: Eukaryota; Euglenozoa; Kinetoplastea; Trypanosomatida; Trypanosomatidae. The record is from the annotation of a GenBank genome assembly.
GGUCAAGGAUGGCGACAUCAAAGAUUCAUGCCGAUCGCAGCAAGAAGCUUCACCAGCUCAUUAAAAAGAAGAGCACGGUAAACCGCAACCGCAAGUCCCCACGCCUUUACAUGAAGGGUACGUUGGCCGGUUACACCCGUGGCCUUCAUGGGCAGGUCAAGAAGACGGCUUUGGUGCGCGUUGACAACGUCAACACUCGUAGCGACGCCGACUGGUAUGUUGGAAAGCGCGUGUGUUACGUGUACCACGGCUACAAGGUGAAGCGUUGUGUGCGUUGGAGCAAGGCCCCUGCACGGCGCAGCAACACACGCGCCCUCUGGGGACGUGUAACUCGUCCCCACGGUAACUCUGGUAUGGUGCGUGUGAAGUUCAAUGGCGCGUCGGUUCCCGCGUCCGCCAUUGGGCGCCGUAUUCGUGUGUACUUGUAUCCCAGUCGCAUUUAAUAUUGACCAUUGAAUUGAUGUUCUUUUAUAUUAUUUAGGCUUUGUUUGAAAGCCCGAUCUUACACGAUCAUAUAUAA